AUGUGCAACCACCAAAGCCCAAACAUGCCGCUGGCGGCCUCUUUGGGGCUUCUCAACACGAACCCUACCUCCUCGGAAGAAACGGAGCGCAACUCCAGCAAUUCCUCGUCACAGAUGCUCUCUGCAGCUCUGUCCAAUAUUCAGCUAGGGACCUACCUGGACCGUUCUCCCGCGACAGCCCGGUUGGUUAUGCAGUCACCAUGCUUCUUCCACCAGCGUUUCGAUGACGCCGUAAAUAUUCAGAAGGUAUUGGAAGAGAUUGCGGACGACGAGUGGCUAUCGCAUUCCCGCCUGGUACAGACAGCGACUGGUGUCCGAGAGGUGUCGAAGCAAUUGCAGCGUAGGCCAAUCAAACGCGCUGUCAAGAAUGUUAUGAUCGUCACCAAAGCACGCGAUAAUAGCCUGGUGCAUCUGACCCGCGAAUUGGCGGAAUGGCUCCUCUCCACCCCUCGCUACGGCAACGAUUUGGGUGUGAACGUCUACGUAGACGCUAAACUUCGGAACUCACGAAGAUUCGAUGCACCGGGGCUCCUGGAGAAGGAACCCCGGUUCAAGGAGAUGCUGCACUACUGGACCCCCGAUCUCUGCUGGACAGCUCCCGAGAAAUUCGAUUUGGUCCUCACAUUAGGAGGGGAUGGGACCGUGCUUUUCACAUCCUGGCUCUUCCAGCGCAUCGUCCCCCCGGUCCUCUGCUUUUCUCUGGGAAGCCUAGGGUUCCUGACGAAUUUCGAGUUUGAGAAUUACAAGUCUCACCUGAAUGCGGUCAUGGGUGAUGUAGGUAUGCGAGUGAAUUUGCGGAUGCGCUUUACUUGUACAGUUUUCCGUAAAGACCGCAGCAAGGGCGCCGAGGCGGGCGCCGUGGAGGAAGGGGAGCAGUUUGAGGUGUUGAACGAGCUCGUGAUUGAUCGAGGGCCGUCACCAUACGUGUCAAACCUUGAACUGUACGCAGAUAAUGAUCUGCUCACCGUGGUGCAAGCGGACGGGUGCAUUUUCUCUACUCCUACCGGUUCCACGGCAUACUCUCUUUCCGCUGGCGGUUCCUUGAUUCACCCCUCUAUUCCCGGCAUUCUUCUUACCCCCAUUUGUCCCCAUACACUUUCUUUCCGUCCCAUGGUUCUCUCCGAUACCCUGCUACUUCGUAUUGCCGUUCCCGCCGGGUCGCGGUCGACCGCGUACUGCUCGUUCGAUGGCAAGGGUCGUGUGGAACUUCGCCAAGGCGACUAUGUUACCGUCGAAGCAAGUCAAUACCCCUUCCCGACCGUCGUGGCGGGUAGUGGAGAGUGGUUCCAGAGCGUUCAGCGAGCGCUGCGGUGGAAUACACGCGGUGCCGUGCAGAAGAGCUGGCACAGCUCUUCAGAUGCGGGCCUCGAAGCCACCGAGGAUGAUGAAGACACCGAGUGGGACAUCGAUACCGAUGCCGGGCUAACUGGCACGGACAGUGGCUUGGGGGUCAGUGAGGAUGGCGAUGCAGGGUCUAUCAGCCCUCUGAAGCGGCAAAUGAGCAUGUUCAGCACCUAG
Messenger RNA from Aspergillus niger, 1518 nucleotides. RefSeq lists its product as uncharacterized. Gene Ontology annotation, molecular function: NAD+ kinase activity. The record is from RefSeq and is a predicted model, not a curated record. NCBI's taxonomy places the organism in Eukaryota, Fungi, Ascomycota, Eurotiomycetes, Eurotiales, Aspergillaceae. The transcript has 2 exons. Gene Ontology annotation, biological process: NAD+ metabolic process; NADP+ biosynthetic process. The coding region runs from base 1 to 1518 and encodes 505 amino acids.